Salvelinus namaycush (lake trout) is the source of this 4028-nucleotide messenger RNA. Its product is annotated as armadillo repeat-containing protein 8. Bases 254 to 2296 code for a protein of 680 amino acids. The record is from RefSeq and is a predicted model, not a curated record. Gene Ontology annotation, molecular function: protein binding. Gene Ontology annotation, cellular component: GID complex. Gene Ontology annotation, biological process: proteasome-mediated ubiquitin-dependent protein catabolic process. The transcript has 22 exons. Lineage: Eukaryota; Metazoa; Chordata; Actinopteri; Salmoniformes; Salmonidae.
ACAAAUUGACAUUCGAGCAAUGUAGCCAGUGUGCAACUAUAAACAAUAGUUUCAUUAUCACAGGAAACGUUAUCUGUGGCUUAAACAGACAAAAUACACCCGACUAACUCCACCUAACCCAUGAAAUACUAAGUGCCUCUAAAGUGUUGCGUGAUUUAGCUAUAUUUACUUUUUUAAUCUGAGCAGCUGGUCUGGAGGGCAGAGUGUUUGGAAAGUGCUGCUCCGAUUGGGGUGCUCGACAGGGGGAAGAGAGAUGGCGUGCUUGUUGGAGGCCCCUCUCCGCAUCAGCGUGCUAUCUGAGGUCACGGCCACCAGUCGCCAUUAUGUUGACAGGCUUUUUGACCCUGACCCGCAGAAAGUGCUGCAGGGAGUCAUUGACAUGAAGAAUGCUGUCAUCGGAAACAACAAACAGAAAGCCAACCUGAUUGUCCUGGGAGCUGUGCCCAGGUUACUGUAUCUGCUCCAGCAGGGCUCGUCCAGCUCAGAGCUGAGGGCAGAGUGUGCGGUGGUGCUGGGCAGUCUGGCCAUGGGCACUGAGAACAACAUCAAGUCCCUGGUUGACUGUCACAUCAUCCCUGCCCUACUGCAAGGUCUCCUAUGUUCAGACCUGAUCUUCAUCGAGGCUUGUCUACGCUGCCUCAGGACAGUCUUCAUCAGUCCAGUCACCCCAGUGCAGCUGCUCUACACUGACCCCACUGUGAUCCCCCACCUCAUGUCCCUGCUGAGUCGGUCACAGCGGACGCAGGAGUACAUCACCCAGAUCUUCUCCCACUGCUGCAAGACUCCGGAGCACCAGACGGUUCUGUUUAACCACGGGGCCAUCCAGAACAUUGCUCCUCUUCUCAUCUCUCCCUCCUAUAAGGUACGGAUGCAGGCAUUAAAAUGCUUCUCGGUCCUGGCCUAUGAGAACACUCAGGUCUCCAUGACACUGGUGAAUGUGCUGGUGGAUGAGGAGCUGCUCUCUCAGGUAUUUGUCAGAAUGAUGCAAAGGGAUCAGCCCAUUGACAUGCAGCUCACAGCAGCCAAGUGUCUAACAUACAUGUGUCGAGCAGGAGCCAUUAGGACAGAUGACAGCUGCAUCGUUUUAAAGACCCUGCCGUGCCUGGUGAGGAUGUGCAGUAAGGAGCGUCUGUUGGAGGAGCGUGUGGAGGGGGCAGAGACCCUGGCCUACCUGAUGGAGCCUGAUGUGGAGCUGCAGAGGAUCGCCAGUGUAACCGACCACCUAGUGGCCAUGCUGGCUGACUACUUCAAAUACCCCAGCUCUGUCAGCGCCAUCACUGACAUCAAGAGGUUGGAUCACGACCUGAAGCAUGCUCACGAGCUGAGACAAGCUGCCUUUAAACUGUACGCCUCACUGGGCUCCAACGACGAAGAUAUCCGCAAGAAGAUCACAGAGACAGAGAACAUGAUGGACAGGAUAGUGAGUGGUCUGUCAGAAUCCAGCGUCAAGGUGCGGCUUGCUGCCGUCAGGUGUCUUCACAGUCUGUCCCGGUCAGUCCAGCAGUUGAGGACUAGUUUUCAUGACCACGCCGUAUGGAAGCCGCUUAUGAAGUUGUUACAGAACGCUCCAGACGAGGUGUUGGUUAUGGCCUCUUCUACACUAUGCAACCUGCUACUGGAGUUUUCACCCAGCAAAGAGCCCAUCUUGGAGUCAGGGGUGAUAGAGUUACUAUGCAGUCUGACCCAGAGUGAUAGUCCAGCCCUGAGGGUCAACGGCAUCUGGGCUCUAAUGAACAUGGCAUUCCAGGCGGACCAGAAGGUGAAGGGGGAGAUUGUGAGAGCGUUGGGAACAGAGCAGCUCUUCCGUCUGCUUUCUGACCCUGACUCUAACGUCCUGAUGAAGACCCUGGGCCUGCUACGGAACCUGCUCUCCACACGACCCCACAUAGACCAGGUCAUGAGUUCUCAUGGGAAGCAGAUCAUGCAGGCAGUCACUCUAAUCCUCGAGGGAGAACACAGCAUCGAGGUCAAGGAACAGACACUCUGUAUCCUAGCCAACAUUGCCGAUGGCAACACAGCCAAGGAACUCAUCAUGACCAAUGACGACAUCCUCCAGAAAAUCAAAUAUUACAUGGCUCACUCUAAUGUGAAGCUCCAGCUGGCGGCCACCUUCUGUAUCUCCAACCUGAUCUGGAACGAGGAGGACGGUGAGGCCAACGCCAUGACAGGUUCCCAGGAGCGUCAGGACAAGCUGAGGGAGUUGGGCUUUGUAGACAUCCUGCACAAACUCACCCAGGCCUCAGACCCCAACCUCUGUGACAGGGCGAAGACAGCAAUGCAGCAGUAUCUGGCGUGACCCUACGAGAGCAGUCUCCGAUGUCGUUGCCCCUAACAACACAACUAACAAUCCAAUGGCCUGCCAGGAGGAGACCUGCCUGCCUGCUGCCAUUGUUUUGUUUUCUUCUCCUUCAGUUUAAUCUUAGUUUUGUUGCACAAAGACAUCUUUGAGCUGCAGCGGCGGACGCCCCCCUUCCACCCCAUCACCCCCAACCCAAACCUGACCCCCAUCCCACCUGGAGACAAGGUUGGAGGGGGAACUGGGAAACGCUUUCUGCAUAGCAACGGUUACUGGAGGGGGGGGGUCAUUCAAAGGUUUUUGCCUUUUUAUUUUUUUAUGCAAAGAUGGAUGUGAAUGAAGAAGGGUUAGUAGAGUGCAGUACAGUAGCCAGCCAGUGCAGCACAGCGCCACCAUGUGGCCAGGAGGCUUUGGUGCUUUUGGACUCCUAAUGAGGAGACUGAACAUAAAGAUGUCUCAGAGGGACGGAGAGCUGGACUAAAGGCUCUGACGAAGAGGGCAGGGUUGUGGGAGCAUCGCUUCAUCCUGGUUUUAUUUAGCUAAUUAAUUAUUCAUUAUUAUUAUUAUUAUUAUUAUUAAAGAGGGGCUUUAUGUCACGAGAUAGGUUGCGUUUGGAAAAAGACUGCUCAAUUUGUACUUUUUUGUGUUUUUUUUUGUGGAUACAUACCUCGUAAAUAUAUAUAAACAUAUAAAUAUAUUUUUUAGAUUAUAAUUUCCCCCCUCUGUUUCUGUUUCUCUGUGUCUGAUCCCGGGUUCCUUGUACAGUAGGGUGUGAACAGAAUAUCAAUGGGAGGAUGAUGUGGUCAAUAGAACGAAGUUUGAAGGUUGACUGGAAAUAUGGGCUGCUUGCACAGACCCAGAUUAAGUUUAGUCCUGGACUAAAAAGCACUUUCAAUGGAGAAUCUCCAUUGAGCAUAAUUUUUAAAUCCAGUACUAGAUUUAGGGCUCUAUUCAAUCUGUGUUGUGGAAGUUCAGUGUUAUAGCGUGAUUGAAAUUUCAAGGCAAUGGUCCUGCGUUAGUGUAAACGCUGCAUAUGUCGGUUCAACCGGAAUUUACCUUUACAUUUCGAUCGCGCAAUUUGUAACGAUUCAGAGAUACAGAUUUAAUUGGGCCCUUAAUCUUUAUCUGGUAAACCGGCCCAUAGCAUGUCACUAUGUAUGACCCUGACUCUCUCUAGUCUUAUCUUUCAGGAGGCACUAAGAUGGAUCCAUGAAAUAGGAUAAAAUGCUAAAUGUCCUUUACCUGUAGCCAUUUGGUUCCCCCUAGAAUCUUCUAGAUCUUUCCUCUCCCUGACAUUUCCAUUCUUACAGAAGCUCUGACAGAAUGAAUGCUACCAUUUGAAAUAUAUGCAGACCUGAAAGAUGGACUUGAUCAUUGAGUACUGUCUUUUUUUUGUCUGCGGGCACCGGGUGGAGGGAAGUGGAGAACACUUAAUUGUCAAUGUGAGGCAUGUGAACAGGUGAAGGAAACAAGGCACAAGUGUAACAUAACUGAAUACAUGCAUCAAUUAAAGGUCCACUGGUUAUAAGAGCAUUACCAUGGUUGUUCAACAUAUUAAAAUGACUGAGGAAGUGAUCCCACUGGCGCUGGACAUCAUGUCAUCCCUGACAAUGAUUCGGAUCCAAAGCAUCACAGAAGCCUGGAUCUUAUAAAACAACACUUUGUUUAUUCUUGUAUAAUGUAUUUCUGGUGAAGUUGGUGACAUUUAAUAAUAAAAUACAUCUGAAGCCUC